Molecule: messenger RNA, 708 nt
Organism: Rhipicephalus sanguineus (brown dog tick)
Lineage: Eukaryota; Metazoa; Arthropoda; Arachnida; Ixodida; Ixodidae
Exons: 4
Coding region: 66-626 (186 amino acids)
Source: RefSeq, a predicted model, not a curated record
GUGGCCUCUCCCAGGCGUGAGCAACUCCCUUGGUUGCUGAUGAGCAGCUACUAUGGGAUCCUGGCAUGGGGACGUGCCUUCGGGCGGCCGCUGUUCACUGGAGACCAUCGACCUGCUACCCUUCAUCGCCUCGAGUAGUCUUUCCUGGCAGCAUGCAUCGACGUCGACAGCUCGGAAGCAGCAGCUGUGCCUCCACGAGGGUCCGUCAAGGUACGCCCGAGAGAUCUACUGCAAAGAAGAUGUAUCCCGUGCGCAGGUACUCCAAGAACGUGUGCCGGCGGCUUGCGUUCAACGGCCAAUUCAUCGACGAAGCCAACGCAGGCACCGCGCGCCACGGCUUGAGCUUCGAGCUCGUCGAUGAAGAGCAUGUGCGUGUCCAAAUUCAGCACGACAGGACACAGAGGGCCCUUCAAAAUCAGGGUACCGCCGGAGUCCAACAGCAAGAACUGAACCAGAACACAAACGACCAGAGCGGUACCGUCACGGUGCACCUUCGGAACGUUGAUGUGCGGGUCGGCCUACCGCAGCUGCGGGAAAUGUUCGUUUCCGGGGCCACCGCCAUCAGUGGUCUUCUGGGGCGUGUGCUGGCGUGGAUUGCAGACCUUCUGCAUAGCAUCCACCACUGACAGCACACAGCCGCGGAAGAAGCCGGCCGUCACUUGCUGGUGCCUUUUAGCACUGUAGCAGUGUGACAGGUUCGUUUAAUAA